Messenger RNA from Theobroma cacao (cacao), 1652 nucleotides. RefSeq names its product cocaine synthase. The record is from RefSeq and is a predicted model, not a curated record. Lineage: Eukaryota; Viridiplantae; Streptophyta; Magnoliopsida; Malvales; Malvaceae.
ACCAACGAGAAUAUCUAAGCAUGAUUAAAAUGAAGGUCGAAAUUACCUCUCGACAAACCAUUAAGCCAUCCUCUCCAACACCUUAUCACCUUAAAAACUUCAGGCUCUCCCUUUUGGAUCAGCUUUUGCCAUCUUUUUAUGGCCUUAUAGUCUUCUUCUAUGCUUCAACGCCAAGCACCCACCACCAAAAUGAGGACUGCAGGAGCAAAAGCUGCGACAGAUCUCAUAUCCUCAAGAGUUCACUUUCGAAAGUCCUCACUCACUUCUAUCCAAUGGCAGGACGGCUGAAAGAUGCUACCUCCAUCGAUUGCAACGAUGAAGGUGCUUAUUUCGUCGAAGCUCGUAUUGACUGCCAACUUUCAGACUUUCUAAAACAACCUGACAUGGAAGCAUUGAAUGGUUUUCUUCCUACCACUGAUCCUGAGACAUCCAAAGCAGCUUCAGGUUGCAAUCUGCUUGUUCAACUGACAACAUUUGAGUGUGGAGGGACAGCUAUCAGCAUCUGUCUAUUGCAUAAGAACACUGACGUUUCCUCACUGGCAACGUUCCUCCAAAGCUGGACAGCCAUCGCUCGUGACUCUGGUGAAGCAGUGUCCCCUGAAUUCGUCGGAGCAUCUUUGCUUCCACCUGGAGACCUAUCUUUCAUGCCCCCGGUAAAUAACCCGUCCGGAAAUUUUGUUACAAAGAGGUUCAAGUUUGAAGCAUCAAAAAUUGCUAGUCUCAAGGCCAAAGCUGCUGGCCAAUUUGUCCCAUCUCGUGUGGAAGUGGUCUUAGCACUAAUCUUAAAAUGUUCUGUGGCAGCUUCUCGUGCGAAAUCAGGGUUAGCAAGGCCAAUAGUUUUGUUCCAAGCAGUGAACUUGCGCAAGAGAAUAGUCCCACCGCUGCCCGAAAACUCCAUAGGAAAUCUCAUUUGGACAGUGCCCGUGUUUCUUGGAGACGGUGAGAUGGAGUUAAACGAGUUGGUCACUGUGAUGAGAAGAGAGAUGACCCAAUUUUGCAAUGAAAAGGCAAAAAAAUUCAAAGGUGAUGAUGGAUUUUUAUUGAUUACUGAGUCUCUCAAGGAGAGGAGAGAGCUCUGCAAGGAUGCUGCAGUUUACAGGUGCACAAGUUGGUGCAGAUUUCCAUUAUAUGAAAUGGACUAUGGGUGGGGGAAGCCGGUAUGGGUGAGUAGUGCAAGCCUAUCAUUCAGGAACAUUGUAGUUUUGAUAGACACCAAAAAUGGGGAUGGAAUUGAAGCUUGGGUGACUUUGGAGGAACAAGAAAUGUCCAUAUUUGAAUGUGAUAAGGAGCUCCUUGGAUCGGCUCUCUUGAACCCUAGCAUCUUCAUAUGAUUUCAUCGUCGAGCCAUGCGAUUGGCCUUUCAUAGAAUUGAAUUGUGGUUAAUUUGAUUGUUCUGUAUUUGAAUGUUAGGACUACUCUACACUCUUUCCUUUUGUUAAGGUUAAUGUGUUUAUAAACAUGGUUAGCAUAACAGCAGCAUAACCUUGUUUAGGCUGAUGUAAACUCUAGUUAUAUUUUGUGUUAAGCAAUUAAUUUGGCAUGGCUAGGAGAUCAACUGCUUGUAAUUUUAUUGCUAGAUUAUCACGUAUGUACUAUUACGAAGAUUUUGAAUUGUUCAAGGUUGAAUGAAAAAGUAUGCCAGUAUUACGUUA